UAUCCUGUCGGAGAAGGAUGAUAAGCUCUGCGACUUGAACAGGAAACAGCUCAAGAAGCAGAACCUGAAGAAUGGGGGGUUCAAUCUUCACUCACUCCCUCGUUCUCUCACACUCUUCUUCUCCUUCUCUCUCCACUCUCUUCUCAUCCAAACACCCCAUAAUUGAUUCUACUCCUUCUACCUUUCUCUUCAACCGAUUCCAUUGCAAACUCACUUCUUCAUGGCCUUCAGCUCCUCGCAGUUACUCCUGCUCUGUAAAAAAGAUGAAAGCCUUGGGAAUUCAGCUAACAGGAUCAGCUUCACAUGGAUACCAUCUUGAUGCAAUGAAGAGCAGGAUUGUUCUUCAGAUGUUUCGGAGGGCAAUGCCAAUGGACACCCUUAUCUCAAAACAAUCUGAGGCGAACGACUUUACAACCACUCAUCUUGAAGAUUGGGGAAGGCCAUCCACAUGGGUUUCAGCAUUCUUGUUUGGACAAACUAUAUCAUUGAUUUCUCCUGAUGUUUCAUAUGCAAGCAGCUCUGUGAAGAUAAAUGAGAUAUAUGAGGUUGGAGAAUUGUUUGAUUUAGGGAUCCAACUAAUAUACUUGAUAUUGUUAUUGAGUUUGCUAGGGUUUGGGACUUUCUAUGUGAUCCGCCAAGUUCUUGUCCGGAGAGAACUUGACCUUUCUGCCAAAGAGCUGCAGGAACAAGUAAGAAGUGGUGAUGCAAGUGCAAUUGGACUUUUUGAACUUGGAGCAGUGAUGCUUCGGAGGAAAUUCUACCCAGCUGCUACCAAAUACUUGCUUCAAGCAAUUGAGAAAUGGGAUGGAGAAAACCAGGAUCUUGCCCAGGUUCACAAUGCUCUCGGUGUCAGCUAUGUCCGCGAUGGGAAGCUUGAGAAGGGAAUUGCUCAGUUUGAGACAGCUGUGAAGAUUCAACCAGGGUAUGUCACAGCAUGGAACAAUCUUGGUGAUGCUUAUGAGAGUAAAAAGGAUUAUAAGUCUGCUCUCAAGGCAUUUGAAGAAGUUCUACAGUUCGAUCCCAACAACCAGAUUGCUCAGCCGAGGAGAGAUGCUUUGAAGGACCUUGUUCAAAUGUACAAAGGAGCUCCUGUCAAAUACAAUGAGAAGAAAUAAAUUUCGUUGUAUCAACUGACACUACUAAUAUUGUAGACUUGAGUACACAGUUUUGAAUAACUUGAUUGUUUGUUCAAAGGAAAAUUGUUUUAUUGA
This is a messenger RNA of Lotus japonicus, 1211 nucleotides long. RefSeq names its product tetratricopeptide repeat domain-containing protein PYG7, chloroplastic. The record is from RefSeq and is a predicted model, not a curated record. Lineage: Eukaryota; Viridiplantae; Streptophyta; Magnoliopsida; Fabales; Fabaceae. The transcript is spliced from 6 exons. Gene Ontology annotation, molecular function: protein binding. The coding region runs from base 72 to 1115 and encodes 347 amino acids.